Giardia duodenalis is the source of this 1041-nucleotide messenger RNA. RefSeq lists its product as uncharacterized. NCBI's taxonomy places the organism in Eukaryota, Fornicata, Diplomonadida, Hexamitidae. Bases 1 to 1041 code for a protein of 346 amino acids. The transcript has a single exon. The record is from RefSeq and is a predicted model, not a curated record.
AUGCAGGCCGGUGCAUUUUCUGCAGGCGCUCCCACGUCGGGCUUCAGCUUUGGGGCCAAGCCCACGGGCUUUGGUACCUUCGGUACCUUCGGUUCUGGGUCUACUUCAGCAGGAGGCACGACGUUUGGCGGGGGCUUUGGGGCCAAGCCCAGCAUGGAGUUUGGAAGCCUAGCCGGGCAAGCCCAAAACACGACUCAGCAAAGUGAGAUGGCACGGGUUAUCAACACAAUAGGAGCUGGAGUGUUUGCCACAGUACUGGAAAAGGCCUAUCUGCCAACCGAAUCAGAUACUUGCCUCUUCAAGGCGAACUUUAAAUCAGCAGGACUAAAGUUAGACAAGCCGUUACCAACUACCACAGCCACAUCUGGUACGCUAGGGUCCUCGGGCACUUUAGGGUUUGGGACAAAGCCAGGAGGGUUUGGCGGCUUCGGAGGAGGAGGCGUUUUGGGGCAAAGUGGAGGAUCUGGUUUUGGUUUCGGCCUUGGCUUCCAACAAAAGCCUGCUCAAGGUAAGUCAGAUGCAAAUGAAGUUGUCGGGAUAGAGGGGCUGGUUACACGCGCAAAUACCCACACUGCUAAACUUAGCGAGCUCAAGGAUGGAUUGUCUUCGCCGUCUGCUUAUAACUUUGACGAGCGUCUAAACGACUUGGUCAAUCACUCGAAUGUCAUUUCAUCUCUUUUAUCUCAAUGCACCUCCCUUUACGGAGCUAUUUCUUUUAAACUCAUGAAGAUUAUUGAAGAGCGGGAGUAUGGGUGUUCCAAUCCGGCUCAGCGGAAAGCAAUACUCAGUGCAGCGACUCAGCUAGGUGAUAUGGUUGAAGGGACGACAAGAGAGCUUGUAACCCUCUCAUCGAUGCGUAGCGGGUUUGGAGAUUUCAACACUCUUUGGAUGACCCUUGACUCCCGGACCACUGCAGAUUUAAGAGCUUUCAUUGCCCAAGAGCUGGAGUUUUUGGAGCAGCUGCGUGUCAAGCUUGUCCACAAACGGGCAGAAUCGGACGCAGCGCCAUCGGAUAACCUGAGCAUUAGCCAUUUAACCUGA